AUGUUCUCCCUUACGCCUGUCUUGGUAGCUGUUGUCUGCAUUUUGAUUGUGUGGGUCUUUAAAAAUGCUGAGAGAAGCCACGAGCAAAGGAAAGCGGAACCUCAAACUACAGCCAGGGCUCGUCCAUGGGUGGAUGAAGACCUAAGGGAUGGCACUGACCUCCACCAAGAGGAAGAAGAUACUGAUGAAUGGCAAGAGUCAGAAGAAAAUAUUGACCACAUUCCGCUCUCCCACAUCCGGUAUUCUGAGCAGGAGAUGACCAGAAGAUCCCAGGAAUUUUAUGAACUUCUCAAUCAGAGACGGUCUGUCAGGUUCAUAAGUGAUGAACAAGUCCCUAUGGAAGUCAUCGAUAAUGUCAUCAGGGCAGCAGGAACAGCCCCUAGUGGGGCCCACACGGAGCCUUGGACAUUUGUGGUUGUGAAGGACCCAGAUGUGAAGCAUAAGGUUCGUGAGAUCAUCGAGGAAGAAGAGGAGAUAAACUACAGGAAAAGAAUGGGAAACAGAUGGGUUGCAGACCUGAAGAAACUGAGAACCAAUUGGAUUAAAGAGUACUUGGACUCAGCCCCUAUAUUGAUUCUCAUUUUCAAACAAGUUCAUGGUUUCACUGCAAGUGGUAAAAGGAAGACUCACUACUAUAACGAGGUCAGUGUGUCCAUCGCAUGCGGCUUCCUCCUGGCUGCCCUGCAGAAUGCAGGCCUGGUGACUGUCACAACCACGCCUCUCAACUGUGGCCCUCGCCUGAGGGUGCUCCUGGACCGCCCCACAAAUGAAAAACUGCUGAUGUUGCUCCCCGUGGGCUACCCCAGCAAAGAGGCCACGGUGCCUGAUCUCAGACGCAAGCCUCUGGAUCAGAUCAUGGUGACUGUGUAG
Molecule: messenger RNA, 870 nt
Organism: Chrysochloris asiatica (Cape golden mole)
Lineage: Eukaryota; Metazoa; Chordata; Mammalia; Afrosoricida; Chrysochloridae
Gene: IYD
Product: iodotyrosine deiodinase
Exons: 5
Coding region: 1-870 (289 amino acids)
Biological process (GO): thyroid hormone metabolic process
Molecular function (GO): oxidoreductase activity
Source: RefSeq, a predicted model, not a curated record